AUGACCACCUGCCCGAGCUACAAGGUCGUGCUGGUAGGCGACAGCCGCACGGGCAAGACCUCGCUGCUGAAGCAAUGCGUCGAGCACCAGUUCUCGACUGAAGUGCUGCCAACAGCUGGAUUGGACUUUCAGUGGAAGAAGGUCUUCAGCGGGCACGAAUGGGUCAAGCUUAAGCUGUGGGACACUGCGGGCGAAGAUCGCUUUCGAAGCCUCAUGCCCGCUUACCUGCAAGAUGCAGCUGCAGCGAUCGUCGUGUAUGAUGUGACAUGUUGGCGAUCCUGGUGCGCAGCGAGGGACUGGGUGAAUUUGGUGCACCACGAGCUGGGCAAGGAAACCUUGCUGGCAAUGGUUGGCAACAAGGCAGACCUGGAGGGCCGCGAGGUGCCGCAGGACGCCGCGCGCGAGGAGUCCCUGACCUUGGGGGCGCUCUUCCUGGAGACCAGCGCCAAAACAGGCGACAACGUGGACGUGCUCUUCCAGGAGCUGGCCACGCAACUGCCGAACCGCCCCCGAAGUGCCCGGCAAGCUGCCAAGCCAGAGCUCCAAGAAGAGGAAGCCAGGCCGUCGAGAAAGCGAUGCUGCCUGUUCCCUCAGCUGUGA
Molecule: messenger RNA, 600 nt
Organism: Symbiodinium natans
Lineage: Eukaryota; Dinophyceae; Suessiales; Symbiodiniaceae
Source: the annotation of a GenBank genome assembly